Molecule: messenger RNA, 1184 nt
Organism: Pundamilia nyererei
Lineage: Eukaryota; Metazoa; Chordata; Actinopteri; Cichliformes; Cichlidae
Gene: sumo3b
Product: small ubiquitin like modifier 3b
Exons: 4
Coding region: 171-455 (94 amino acids)
Molecular function (GO): protein binding
Source: RefSeq, a predicted model, not a curated record
UAUCCGCGGCCCCGACGAAAAAUGGAUCACGUGACGUUUUUGGUCGAAUUACAUUUUAAAUAUCACUGCGCGCUCCCUCGCCAAACGAAAGAGCCGGAGGAGCUGAUAAACCGCUUCACCAUUAUCAGCCGGAGUCCACGUUACUCUUAAAUACCGGAGGAAAUAGCAGAAUGUCUGAAGAAAAGCCAAAGGAAGGAGUGAAGACGGAGAACGACCACAUUAACCUCAAGGUAGCUGGUCAGGAUGGCUCGGUUGUACAGUUCAAAAUUAAAAGGCACACUCCAUUAAGCAAGCUAAUGAAGGCAUACUGCGAAAGACAGGGAUUGUCGAUUCGGCAGAUAAGGUUUAGGUUUGAUGGACAACCAAUUAAUGAAACGGACACACCUGCACAGCUGGAGAUGGAGGAUGAAGACACUAUUGAUGUAUUUCAGCAACAGACGGGAGGAGUCUGUUAAGUGGAAAGAGUCAACAAUUUUUUGUUUUGUUUUGUUUCUCCUUUUCAAUUCAGUUUUCUUUUUCUAUUAGGUUUAUCGACUGCGCUUCCCUAAAUGAAAGACUUCACACAACAAAAAAUAAAAAGGAUAAUAAUGAUCAUUUGGGGCCAAAUACCGACUUUGAGAUUAGGUAACUUAAUGUUUUUAUUCACCAAAAACCGAUUUGAAAUUCAUAAGGACAGAGUAAAUCUCAUAUUAUGGCUUGUAAUGACGGGACCAUUGUGGGGUUUUUGUGAUGUUCAGCUGUCUGAGUAAGCUAAAUGACAUGCUUUCUUUUCUGUUUCUUGAUAUUUGUUUAAUUUUUUUCCAGAUAAUGGUAAGAAUUCAUAUUCAGGAUGGACUUGACUAUUUAAAUAUUCAUGUACUUAUGAGGAAUGCUGCUGGGAUAGUCAGUAGUGAUCUGUUCAUAGAUGGGAGAUUUUGUGACAUUAUUCUCAUGUAGAUUUUAGUCGCGUUUUUAAAAGAACAUUUAGAAAUAAUCUGUCCAUGCACAGUUUAUCUUCAACAGGAGAAAAACUUGUUCUUGGAAAGCGUCAUUAUGGAUGGUUUACCUCAAUACUGUUACCUUCAAAGUGGAUUUAUCUGACUGGUAGUACAGUAAGGUUCUUGGACCAAAAAUGCUAAAUGAAAAGGUUUCUUUUUAUAAAAGGGUUUGACUAAUAUAAAAAUGUAGAUGUAAAAGUUAUUGUA